AGCAGGAACGGCGCUGGAAGCAGUGGGAGCGGGACAGCUCCGACGGGACGGGGGGCCCCGGCUGUGCCCCCCAGCAGCUGUCGGACUCAUCCCUCAUGCCGGGGAAGCUGAGGCGCAGCAGGCGGGAGGUGCUGGGGGAGAAGCAGUGGCGGAGCCUGGAGGAGAGGGGAAGUGCCCAGCUGGAGCAGCCCAAGCUCACCAGAUCCAGUACCUAUGAGUCCUCCUGCAAGGAGACAGAGCAGGCGGCCACGGGCAGGCAGGGACCCCCAUCCCCCUCGCUGAGCAAGCAGGACAGCAGCUACCGCCGGGCCUUCGGGGAGCUCGCCGAGCAGAACGUGCUGCUGGGCUGCUUCUCGUGCGCCUGGCAGAGAGAAAUGCCCUACCACGGCCGCCUCUACGUGUCCUCCCGCCACAUCUGCUUCCACUCCAACCUCCUGCUCAAGGACAUCAAGGCCGUGGUCCCUGUCGCCUCCAUCUCAGCCCUCAAAAAGACCAACACAGCGCUGCUGGUGCCCAACGCAAUCAGCAUCCGCACGGCCAAGGGGGAAAAGUUCCUCUUUGUGUCGCUGCGCCAGCGAGAGGCCACGUACCAGCUCCUGAGGUCGGUGUGCAAACACCUGCAGGACAGUGGCCAGAGCCCCCGAGACUCAGUGAGCUGUGAGAAAACCCUUGGGAAGUUUCAGAUCUCGAGCCAAUCAGCCCUGGAGCAGAGCACCCCGGAGCCCAACAGCCUCCAGGAAGCCCCGGAUGAGGCAAACCUGAGAUCAAGGCAAGCAGAGGAUGAGGAUGGCGAGGUGGCCCUGCUGGUUCCCCGCAGCAGCGAAGGGGUGCCCUCAGCAGAGACAUGUGGCCUCUGGGGGGGACUCCACGCCGUGCUCUGGGCCUGGGCCACUGCACUUUGGUCCCAGAUAAACCCCCAGCUGAGUUCUCUCAACAUCAUCAUCAUCAUCUACCUGCUACUCAUGGUGGCCUUGCUGCUGUCCUCGGGGUACAUCGGCCUGCGCAUCGCGGAGCUGGAGCAGCAGCUGUCCUUCGUGGGGGCUGGGCCAGACCUCAACCUGUCACAGCAGUACAAGAUAACAUGAGGCCACUGAGGACCAUGACCAGAGCUCCAGCUGGGGCUCAGGGGCUGCUCUGAGCCCUUCCUUGGCCUCUCGGGGGGGCUCUGUCACCAAGUCCCUUCCAGCUCCCCACGGGGCUGAGAGGCUCCAUCUCUCCCUGUCUGCCCACCCUGAGCAGCAGCAGAAGAGACCCAAGGAGCUCCCGGUGGGGCAGAGAGCAGGGAAGGGGGGCUGGAGUCAGCACCAACCCCCAGCCAGCCCCCCCUGCCAAAAGGGAGCAGGCAGAGGGGGCCAAGCCCCAGGCAAGGCAGGGGCACAGAGAACAGAAUAUUCUAUUAAUAAAGAUUAAUAAAAAUCUA
This is a messenger RNA of Vidua chalybeata, 1420 nucleotides long. RefSeq names its product GRAM domain-containing protein 2A-like. The transcript has 12 exons. The record is from RefSeq and is a predicted model, not a curated record. Lineage: Eukaryota; Metazoa; Chordata; Aves; Passeriformes; Viduidae. The coding region runs from base 96 to 1085 and encodes 329 amino acids.